UACUUAAAGCAGCUGGCCAAACAGCCUGAGCAGCAGAAGCAGCUGCUGCCGCUUUGUGGCCAUUGCCAGGGCAAAGGCUAGGACAGUGCCCAGUUUCCGGGGCCCCGGUAUCCGUCAACAUGCGCUGUGUGCUGCUGCUGCUGCUGCUCGUCGCGGGCGGGGCUUUCUUUCUAGCCCCCGGAGUCUCCAGCUUGCCCACUGUUUCUGCAGAAGAGAAGUUUCUAUUUAAGUCAUGGAUGAAACAGCACAACAAGAAAUAUGAUUUGUCGGAGUAUCAUCACAGACUGCACAAUUUUCUCGAAAAUAAGAGGAUAAUUGAUAAACACAAUGCUGGGAACCACUCAUACAAAAUGGGACUGAACCAGUUUUCAGAUAUGUCCUUUGAUGAAUUCAAAAAGACUUAUCUUAUGAGAACACCUCAAAAUUGCUCAGCUACUAAAGGCAGCCAUGUUCAACGUGUUGGUCCAUACCCAAAAUCUGUGGACUGGAGAAAGAAAGGAAAUUAUGUCUCGCCAGUGAAAAACCAGGGUAUAUGUGGAAGUUGCUGGACCUUUUCUACUACCGGGGGACUGGAAUCUGCUGUUGCCAUAGCAACUGGAAAACUACCCUCUCUGGCAGAACAACAACUAGUGGACUGUGCUCAAGAUUUUAACAAUCAUGGAUGCAAUGGGGGUCUCCCAAGUCAAGCUUUUGAAUAUAUAAUGUAUAAUAAAGGAAUUAUGGGAGAAGACACAUAUCCUUAUGAAGGAAAGGAUGGCACUUGCAAAUUCCAACCAAACAAAGCCAUUGCUUUUGUCAAAGAUGUGGUCAACAUAACACUUUAUGAUGAAGAAGCUAUGACUGAAGCCGUGGCCCACCAUAACCCUGUCAGUUUUGCUUUUGAAGUGACUUCUGACUUUAUGAGCUACCGUAAAGGCAUAUAUACCAACCCCAAGUGUUCUAAAAGUCCAGACAAAGUGAAUCAUGCAGUGCUUGCAGUUGGGUAUGGAGAAGAAAAUGGAGUACCUUACUGGAUUGUGAAAAACUCUUGGGGUACACACUGGGGAGACAAUGGGUACUUCCUUAUUGAGCGAGGAAAGAACAUGUGUGGUCUUGCUGACUGUGCAUCUUAUCCCAUCCCACUAAUGUAACCUGGAAAUACAUAGGGAUGAGCAAAGAUGAAGAAAAAAAAGAAGACAUCGUGUGCUGAACUACAACAUAUCAUAAAACCUAAGUGAAUGAAUCCUGAGUUUUAAGUUGGCCAUGAGGACCCAAAGUUAGUUAGUCACUGUGAAAUUUCUUGACCUUCCACCUCACUUGAGAAAAAAGUCCUUAGGGAAGUCAGCUUUAUGGAAUAGAAAGUUUUCCAAUGGUUUCUGUCCUCUUGUGACAUCCAUUUAGCCAUGCAGCCUGGGGGGGGGAGGCAGGGGGGUGGUUCAUCCUUUUUCUUACCUUGCUGAUUAAAGCACUCAGUAAAACAAGGACACUAAAUAGCAGCAAACUGCUCCCAGGGAUUUUGACACACACAUUCAAGUGAGUCAAGAGGUAAUAAAAGCAUCAUGUUUUUUACAUGAAAAACCACCCAAUGCUAUGGUGGCCAUUUCAUUCUCAGGUAAUUUUUAUUCUUUGGACAACAAGCUUCUCUUUUUAAAAAUCAAAUGUAUUUUAAAGCAAUGUGUGAUUUUCUAAGUCUAUUUUUGCCAUAUGCUAGUUGCUAUUUUUUAAAAUAUAUUUUGAUAAGAAGUCCAUUUGAUCAACUAGAUAUACAUUAGAUUUGAAAUCAUUUUGGUUUACAGUCAGUUUGAGUCACGGGUAAAAUUUGACUCAGCUGAAAUUGAGGAAACCUGAUGACUGAAUCACCUUGCCUUAGAGCAGGCCUCAGAACCUCUCGCAACCUGUUCCUCAUUAGUAAAAAAAAAAAAAAAAAAAAAAGGGGGGGGGUGAUGCAUGGGAUAGAAUGAAACAUUAUGUAGAGGUCUUCAGAAUUCUGCCAGCAUAAUUUUCAUUUGCCUUACUAAGCAUCACAGCAGUGACACCUGGGAAUUCAUAGCCAAAAUGUCAUCUUAUUGGGACUAAGAUGCUAUUGCAUACAAAUAAACUGAAUAAAGAUACUUGACUAUUUCACAA
Molecule: messenger RNA, 2106 nt
Organism: Trichosurus vulpecula (common brushtail)
Lineage: Eukaryota; Metazoa; Chordata; Mammalia; Diprotodontia; Phalangeridae
Product: pro-cathepsin H-like
Exons: 12
Coding region: 120-1130 (336 amino acids)
Biological process (GO): immune response
Cellular component (GO): lysosome
Molecular function (GO): cysteine-type endopeptidase activity
Source: RefSeq, a predicted model, not a curated record